This is a messenger RNA of Eriocheir sinensis (Chinese mitten crab), 2460 nucleotides long. Its product is annotated as protein SpAN-like. The transcript has 14 exons. The record is from RefSeq and is a predicted model, not a curated record. Bases 58 to 2196 code for a protein of 712 amino acids. Gene Ontology annotation, biological process: proteolysis. NCBI's taxonomy places the organism in Eukaryota, Metazoa, Arthropoda, Malacostraca, Decapoda, Varunidae. Gene Ontology annotation, molecular function: metalloendopeptidase activity; zinc ion binding.
AUCUCUCUAUAGGGAAGUGAUGACGAAGGCCGCGAUGAAGGGAAUGGUACAGCAGAAAUGAGAGAUCUGACACGAGACUUCAUGGAAACCAAUCCUAGUGUUGUGAACGGCCACCAAGUCUUUGAAGGAGACAUGGUCUUGACGGAGAGCCAGUGGCGAGCGGUCAGGGAGAGGAGGGCCCUUGCAGACCUCUCUGCGCGAUGGCCUGAACAGGGCGGCUUCCCCACCGUGCCUUACUACAUCAAUACUAGCGACUCCGGCACUGUGGCUGCCAUAAAUGCAGGGAUUGCUCACUGGGAGGAAAACACCUGCCUCAGAUUCAAGCUUACAUCCAACCUCGCUCAACCGCACCUCAGGUUUAUUGUAGGGUCUGGAUGCUGGUCGUAUGUCGGCAGGCAGACCACGAAUGGACAAGACAUUUCCAUUGGAAGUGGCUGCACUCGACUCGGCACCGUCGCCCAUGAGAUCGGACACGCCAUUGGGUUCGUGCACGAGCAGAGUCACCCCGACCGUGACGACUAUGUGGUCAUCAAUUAUGGCAACAUCCAAACUGGCAAGGAAAACAACUUCAAUAAGUACAGCACGUCAUUGAUCAACACCUAUGGCAUACCAUACGACUACUCAUCCGUCAUGCACUACGGUUCUACAGGUUUCAGCAACAACGGCAGGUCGACCAUCGCCACCCUAUAUCCCUUGGCGCAGGAGCUCAUCGGCCAGCGCACGGGACUCUCUCACAGGGACAUACUAUUGGCCAACACCAUGUACGGCUGCAUCGAUAAGUGGCUUGCUGUCUGCGGACUGAGCGCCGACCCCUGCCAGAACGGCGGGUUUUAUGGAAAAAGCUGCGCUUGCGUGUGUCCCUCGGGCACCUCAGGGGCCAACUGUGAGACAGUGACGGGCGACUACUACGACGAGUUGACGAAUUCCUGCACUGAAAAAAUAACUCAGGAAGGCACCCUCACCUCGCCGGGCUAUCCAAGCAACUACCCAAAAAUCCAGUGCGUCAAGUGGAUUGAAGCUCCCGUGUGUCACGUGCCCAGACUGACUUUCUCAGACUUUUACCUGUACGGAGAGAAUCCCUACUGCGGCUCAGCUACAGAGACGUGCUGCUACUUUGAUGGUCUGGAGAUCAGAACCAACUACUUGUACGACGGUGAAGUGUAUUGUGGCGCGGACAUCACUGCAGGCCAGACCUUCACCGGAACCGGUCGAGAGAUGAUUUUAUACUUCAGGGCGAUAAGUAAUAAUAUUCGCAGGGGAUGGUCUGCCGAAUUAACCUUUGUGCCGCAGCCGGGAUGCAUAAGCACAACUACAGAACCCACCACCACGACCACCACAGCAACAACCACCACUACAGAACCCACCACCACGACCACCACAGCAACAACCACCACUACAGAACUCACCACCACGACCACCACAGCAACAACCACCACUACAGAACCCACCACCACGACCACCACAGCAACAACCACCACUACAGAACCCACCACCACCACCACCACCAGCCCACCACAACCCAGAUGCUUAACUCAGGAAUUCAACGGAGUGUUCUACUGGUCCUCCCCCGGCUUCGGCAUCACCAACUACCCGAAUAACUUCAACUGCGCAGUGACAAGAUCUUCGACGAGAUCCAUGUUGACGCUGAAACUGGAAGCCUUCACGCUGCAAGGAGGGAUGAGUUGUGUGGAUGGCGUCGAGUUCACAUUCUUGUACAAUCGAACUACAACGUUGUGUGGAUCUCAAUCAGGGAUAGUCUUUACAUCGCCAUCUUUCAAUUUCAUCGCGAGAUUCUUCACCAACUCCGCGGAGACCUAUCAGGGCUACAACAUCUCCUUCACGCCUGCAACCACGAGUUGUCACCAGAUAAUCACGGCAGCUGUUGGUCAAACUGGAACAAUAACUUCCCCUUCAGCAGAAAAAUACUGCGAAUACCGAAUCCAGGCUCCUUCUGGAAGUCGCGUGCAAGUCGAUGAAGUUACAUCCAGAAUUCAAAGUACAACGAACUGUAGAAGUGACUGGCUUCUGCUGAACGGCAGGAGUGAGAAGAUGUACCCGUCAAACACCAGCUUAAUUAUUUGCGGCAAGAAGACAGUGUCUUCACCGCUGACAUCCGAGACCAAUGAGAUGUACGCAGCUUACCAAGGCACCAGCACCAGAAGCCGCGGUUUCACUCUCAAGUAUACCAUCAUCUAAGUCAAACGUUCCUUGAUUUUCACGCUCACUCCGUGGACGAUGCAAUCACUACUCCAAUGUAUCUGUACGGGCACGAAUUCAUUAUUACUAUUCUUUUCAGUUUGCCUCUUGCCCACGAUGUUUCUUUGUUUAAAAUCAUAUCACUGGUAAGUCAAGUCAGCUGAUAAAACUUGAACGAGGAACACAUAUUAAGCAUCCCUAUAAUGUUCCACAAUAGCCGCCCCAAGAAAAUAAAUGUAUGCAGCAGCUUUUGGUAUCGCCCCC